Messenger RNA from Acyrthosiphon pisum (pea aphid), 890 nucleotides. RefSeq names its product glutathione S-transferase-like. Gene Ontology annotation, biological process: glutathione metabolic process. The transcript is spliced from 5 exons. The record is from RefSeq and is marked provisional. Gene Ontology annotation, molecular function: glutathione transferase activity. Bases 133 to 747 code for a protein of 204 amino acids. NCBI's taxonomy places the organism in Eukaryota, Metazoa, Arthropoda, Insecta, Hemiptera, Aphididae.
GACCGGUGUGAUAAUAUGAUAGUCGACGGUUGAGUGUUCGAUAUUGUAAACGCGUAUUUGGUUAAUGUCCGUCGUGAAUUUGUUGCCAACUUUAUUAUAAACUAUAAUUUGACUCCGAAUACAGUUUUAAUUAUGACUUACAAACUAACAUACUUCAACUUCACUGCUUUGGGCGAACCCAUCCGAUUCCUGCUAUCUUAUUUAAACAUUGAUUUCGAAGAUAAUCGUAUCGAAGUCGAACAAUGGCCAUCAGUCAAACACACCAUCCCGUAUGGUAAACUCCCGUUGUUGGAAAUCGACGGUAAAGUAUUGAAUCAAUCUACGGCCAUCUGUCGUUAUUUAGCUAAAAAGGCUAAUUUAGCUGGUAGCGAUGAUUGGGAAUCUUUAUUGAUAGAUAUCGCUGUUGAUAAUUUUCAAGAUUUUCGUCUAAGUAUAAUAUCGUAUUGGUAUGAACAAAAUGAAGAAUCUAAAGCUGCAAAAUAUGCAACGUUGGUCAAUGAAACUAUUCCAUAUAAUAUGGAACGAUUUGAAAACAUUGUUAUUGAAAAUAAUGGAUACUUUGUAAACGGAAAGUUAUCUUGGGCCGAUUUAUUCUUUGUUGGAAUUUUGGACUACUUAAAAUUCAGAUCAGAAAUUGAUUUAUUGAAAGAUCGUCCUAACUUACAAGCUCUCCGAGAAAAGGUAUUGGCAGUACCCAAAAUUAAGUCAUGGAUUGAAAAACGACCAUCAACUGUUGACAUUGCAUAAUUUCGUCAUCUUUGUUGAACAUAAUUAAUUAAAUCAUAUCAUACCCAAUAUAAAAUUAGAUUAAGUAUUAUAUAUAUUUGAACACAAUAUUUAUUAACAUUUUAUGUAGAAAAAUAAACGAUAUUUACAUUCAGUGGCUACAA